CAGUUCAUGCCUCAGAUGGGCAUGGGGAUGAUGGGUAUGAAUCAGCCUCCAUUUAUGCCUUCACCUAAGCCGCCUCAUAUUGCGGAUCCACCAUAUCCAGCACCGCACCACCCUUUUCCAAACAUUCAGACCUCUGUCCCAUCCACAGUUCAUUUACCAACACCGCAGCCUAACAUGGUGCCGAACCAGCCGCAGUUUCCGGCAUACAUGAAUCCUUAUAGUCAGUUU
Camelina sativa (false flax) is the source of this 228-nucleotide messenger RNA. The record is from RefSeq and is a predicted model, not a curated record. Lineage: Eukaryota; Viridiplantae; Streptophyta; Magnoliopsida; Brassicales; Brassicaceae.